Messenger RNA from Misgurnus anguillicaudatus (oriental weatherfish), 4657 nucleotides. It is a transcript of the gene sorcs3b, whose product is annotated as sortilin related VPS10 domain containing receptor 3b. The record is from RefSeq and is a predicted model, not a curated record. Lineage: Eukaryota; Metazoa; Chordata; Actinopteri; Cypriniformes; Cobitidae. Gene Ontology annotation, molecular function: protein binding. Gene Ontology annotation, cellular component: membrane.
AGCUGUACGCGCGCACCUGUCACUACUCUCUGCUCUCGCGCUGUAUCCUAGCAGGAGCGCGUGAGUGAGCGCGUGUCACUCAGCAGCUCCACCCCUUCGGUAACUACUCCCCGCUCAGAACCGACCGAACCCUUAGAUCACAGACGGUUGCACAGGUAUGCCCAACGUCACUGUUGUUACGGAAAGUUAUUUUAGGUGUACUUUUUGAGAAAACUUACGUGGACUUUGUAGGGUGUAAAAAACAAGUGAAAAGGAUGAAGGAUGUCAGUGGUUUGGGUCUUGACUGGAUCCGGAUGUUUUUUCUGUGCGCUCUCGUGCCGCUUCCCGCGAGCGCAGACAUCACUUGCGCUUCGUGCUCCUCGCCAAUUAAAAUCCGCGGGAAUGAAGCGCUCACGCAAGUUACGCAGACUAUUAUUGUCAACCGUCAAUUUGAAAGUGUAACGGUCGGCAGCGCCCUGAAAAGCAGGAUUUGGGGUCUCGAUAGACCUCAACUUUUCACCGAAGCGAACAGAGGCUCUCCCGGGAGACAAAACACAGAGAACGCGCAUUUGUCCAGCGUGGUUCAGGCGAGCCCAACUAAAGAAAACGACGGAAAAGUUUAUUCAACAGUAUCUUCAGGAGGAUCCAGAAAAGUAAAGCGCAGUGUGUUCUCCUCAGAGCACGAGAAAAGUGUUAACGGCGCACCCGCGCCUCGGUUCGACUUCAGGCGCACAGGAGGAGCUGACAGUACCGGCAGAAGUCCGAAGCAAAAUGAACCACACCUGGUCACGUCCACCUUCGCCCUCUCCGGAGAUUCUGCUCAUAAUCAGGCCAUGGUGCUGUGGUCCGGACACAAUAGCAGCGUGAUCCUGAUUCUGACAAAACUGUUCGACUUUAACCUCGGAACUGUGACGGAAAGUUCACUCUGGAGGUCUGUAGAUUUUGGGACGACGUAUGAGAAGCUGACAGAUAAAAUGAUGAGCAGAACAAUGCUAAGCUAUCUGUACGUCUGUCCGACCAAUAAGAGGAAGAUCCUGAUUUUGUCCGAUCCGGAAGUGGAGAGCUGUUUACUUAUCAGUUCGGAUGAAGGAGCAACCUUUCAAAAAUACAAUAUUAACUUCUAUAUUAUGAGUCUUCUGUUUCACCCUACGCAAGAGAAUUGGAUACUGGCUUAUAGCCACGACCAGAGGCUGUACAGCUCGAUGGACUUUGGAAAGAAGUGGAUUCUUAUAAAUGAACGGGUAACACCGGGGCGAUUCUACUGUACGUGUGGAAUUUUGAUCAGGGCGAUGAGUGGUCUGGAUAAAGAGGCAGACCUGGUGCACAUCGAGGCCCGAACUGACAGUGGACAAAUGCAAUAUAUUACCUGUCGAGCACAAAAGUGUUCAGAGGAGGGUAGGCAGUAUCCAUUCAGUGGCCGAAUUGACACCAACUCCUUGGUAGUGCAGGACCAGUACAUCUUUUUACAGCUAACCACAGGAGGAAGAACUACAUACUUUGUGUCAUACCAGCGAGGGCCCUUCAGGACCAUACAGCUCCCGAAAUACUGUCUACCCAAAGACAUGCACAUUGUCAGUACAGAUGAGGGACAGGUGCUUGCAGCUGUGCAGGAGUGGAACGAAAAUGACACCUACAGUCUGUACAUCUCUGACACGCCUGGAGUCUACUUCACUCGCUCACUCCCGAACCUGCGCACAUCCCGCGGGCUUGCUGGAAACCUCAUCGUUGAUGUCUACAAGGUGGCGGGUGUUAGUGGGCUGAUCAUAGCCAAUAAGAAAGAAGACACACAAAUGAAAACAUACAUCACCUUCAACAAAGGGCAGACAUGGGCCUUACUGCAACCGCCAACGAAAGAUGCUAACGGAAAUGACAUUAAUUGCUACCUGCCAUCGUGCUCCCUGCACCUUCACCUGCAGAUGUCUGAAAACCCUUACACACCUGACACUAUCUCCACCAAACACUCCGCUCCAGGGAUUAUUGUGGCCACAGGGAACAUUGGGCCCGAGCUGUCUUUUUCCAACACAGGAAUGUUUGUCUCUUCUGAUGCUGGAAACACCUGGAGACAGAUUUUCGAAGAGGAGCACAGUGUUUGGUUUUUAGAUCACGGAGGGGCUUUAUUAGCUGUUACCCAAUCUGCAGUUCCCACUCGGUAUUUAUGGAUUAGUUUGGAUGAAGGCAGACAGUGGGAUAGACUCAGCUUUUCAUCUACUCCUCUAUUUGUUGACGGGGUUUUGAUGACUCCAGAGACUGAAAAUCACAUCAUUACUUUCUUUGGGCACUUUAGUUACCACUCCGACUGGCAGCUGAUAAAGAUUGACUACAGCUCCCUGUUCGGGCGGAAAUGCACAGACGGAGACUUUCAGACAUGGCACCUGCAUAACAAGGGCGAGGUGUGUGUGAUGGGAGAAAGACAGGUGUAUAUGAAGAGGAAGCCGGGCACACGUUGCACUCUGGGUCGAGAGUAUUCUCGAGUCGUUUCAGCUGAGCCCUGCAUCUGCACCCUUUAUGACUUUGAGUGUGAUUAUGGAUUUGAAAGGCAGCCCAGUGGAAAAUGCUCACCUGCAUUCUGGUAUGAUGUAAAUUUACCUUCACACACCUGCAGCCAUGGACAACACUUCCGCAACAGCACAGGGUACAGAAGAGUGAUGUUAAAUAACUGUCGAGAGGGUCUAAAGGAUACACUGAGUCCCAAAACGCAGCAGUGUAAACCCAUUGCACCUAAGGGUCUACAAUUGAGCACCAGCAACUCCCAGCUCACUGCUAUACUGGGAACCAAUAUCACCUUCAGAGUAACACUGCAAAAUGGUGACUCCUUGUCUACAAGUCUCCAUGUUGACUUUGGAGAUGGCACCUCUGUGUCAUACUCUAACAUCAGUCGCCUUGGUGACAGCAUCACACACACGUACCGGAUCGCUGGGAUAUUCAGGGUCACAGCACAUGCACAGAACAGCCAGGGAUCCGACAGCAAUUCAGUCUAUCUCCACAUCACCAGUCCCGUGGAGCGUGUAUUUCUCUCGGCACCGGUGGUCGUCACCAGAGGAAGAGAGGCCAACCUGACGGCAGUGCUGUGGCCCAGUCAGCCCAGGACUGCUACCUUCUACUGGUGGUUCAAUAACAGCACAGAGCCACUGAUCACACUGGAUGGCAGCGUGUCGCACAUUUUCACUCAGGAGGGAUCUAACUCUGUCACCGUACAGGUGUCUGCCGGAGGUGCUGUCUUACAGGACGUCAAAACCAUCAUUGUCAAAGAAUUCUUUCGUUCUUUAUUGCUGUCAUUUUCUCCUAACCUGGAAGAGCACAACCCGUCUGUCGCAGAGUGGAGACAGGACGUGGGGCGCGUUGUCAGGGCAACGCUCACUCAGGUUUGUGGGUUCCCUGAGGCCCAGUUGUUGGUUUCUGUGUUUCCUGGAUCUCCAACUGCCGCUGAGCUCUUUAUCCUACCAGACAAGAACCAGUCGGCAUACAGAUCACAUGCAGAGGAACAGCUUGAUAAAAUGUCAGAAGUGCUUGUAAACGCUUUAAACCUGAACCUGAUCCAGUUUGAUCUAAAGCCGGACACACGGGUCACUGUGUCUUUGUCCCAGCUUACUUUGGCACCCCUGGUUGACUCCACGGCACUCCCCAGUGGCUCUGCCAUGCUGUUACUGGUUUCUCUGGGUCUGCUGGGGUUGGCCAUUCUCCUCAUAUACAAGUUUAAGCGUAAGAUCCCAUGGAUCCAUGUGGAGACCGAGGACACCCAUGAGAAGGAGCCGGAGAUGAUCAGCGCCGUCGGACAGGAGAAGAACGGCACGCAUACGACAGCCACUUCUUCAUUCACACCGUGCAGCAAACACAGCGCGCACACACCGUUUCCGUCGAACCCUGGAACACUCAACAGCUUUAGCCAUCUGCCGCCUCCUAGAGAACUGAUGGAGAAAGAGCUGGAAGCUCAUAACACAGGGGGCCUUGGGGUUGGAGAAAGGCUACGAACCAGACAGAUUCCAAACUGCACCAAUGUCUAAAAUGAUGAAACCAAGAAAGAUUUGAUGGUGAAAUAUCAUAAUUUUAUAGAUGUUUCGAGGAACUGACAAUUGUAUAAGAUGCGUAAUUACGGUACGUUUUCACUUUUCCUGUUAUUGUGGUGCUUAUGUAUUUUUACUAUUAUUGUGGUGUUUAAUAUUUGAGCUUGAUAAUCAAUUAAUUAACAAAAAGUUACUCAAGAAAAUAUUAUUAAUUGCAGAUGUAAAUAAAAUCUAAAUCUCUAGCGAAAACUGUAGAAUAAUGUUAUAUUACAUCAGCACUUGAGGAGUAGUUUUUCUUACAUCAGGUUAUACAAAUAUAUUUGAUCUAUAGACGGUUUUAUCGGACUCACGUGCGUUGCCACACUUACGCUCCUGGCCCCGAAGUUAACUUCCGGUCUGUAUUUGUUUAUCGGUGUAGCUAGUGGCUAAACUGGAGACCUCUGUAAUACCUUAGGUUUGUGCUGAUAGAUGAUAGUAUUGUGUAUUGACGAUCAUCAGACAUAUCGCUAAUAGCGGGCUUUCAUGACGAUAGUUGGCGAUGGUUAUUAUUAUUAUCAUCAUAGUUUCACAUUAAAGGGACAUUCCACUUUUUUAAAAAAUAUACUCAUUUUCCAGCUCCCCUAGAGUUAAACAUUUGAUUCUUACCGUUUUGGAAUCCAUUCAGCUGAUCUCCGGUU